Messenger RNA from Rhodofomes roseus, 771 nucleotides. RefSeq lists its product as uncharacterized. Gene Ontology annotation, biological process: nucleotide catabolic process. Bases 1 to 771 code for a protein of 256 amino acids. Lineage: Eukaryota; Fungi; Basidiomycota; Agaricomycetes; Polyporales; Fomitopsidaceae. The record is from RefSeq and is a predicted model, not a curated record. The transcript has 5 exons. Gene Ontology annotation, molecular function: hydrolase activity.
AUGGUGUCGGACCCUCGUGGGCCUGGUCAAUAUGUGGUUCUCGGGGGCGAAAGACGAUACAGGGGCGUGCACGACGUCCACCCUGGAAUCGCCCGCGGGGACUACAAACUACCUCUACCGGUCAUCAUUACCUGCGAGACUGAGGAAGAAACAGCAAGACUGGAGAGGCUACAGCCGUUCUUUGAUCUCGCGGAGGAGGCACUCAAUCCAGAGCCCGACAUCGUCGCCGGUAUCGCGCUCAAUCUAAAGACGAACGACGAGGCUAGGGAAAUCUGUGAGGAGCAGGAUGCUGUUCAUACUCUUGACCAGGGGAAGUGGGAGGCUGACCGCUACCCGUCGAACGGUUCUGUCCUGUCUCUACUUGUAUCCGAGGCGCUCCCGUACGCACUCAGCAUUUACAACAUGCGCGUGAGCAUCCCCAACAUCAUCCUCACUAACUCUGGCGAGCUGCGCUACGACAUCUUCGCGGGCACGUUCAAUGAGAAACACCAGCUCACCGCACUCCCCCUCGCAGACGCCUUCCUCUACGUCCCGAACAUCACCAUGUCCGUCGCGGAGCAGGUCCUUCUGGGGCUCAACAAGGACGGCGAGAACGACCGCCGGUCGCUCGACCUGUUAGAGCGCGACGCGAGGGGCGACAGCGACGCGAAGUACACCGACUCGGACGUGCUGUCGUACUCGCCGAUCCUUGCUAGUGCCUACGACCACAGCACCCUCCCUGCCUCCCGCGCGCCUUCAACAUUCCGAACGGCCGUGCUCGCGCAUGUCUGA